This is a messenger RNA of Astyanax mexicanus (Mexican tetra), 1730 nucleotides long. RefSeq names its product thioredoxin 2 (gene txn2). Gene Ontology annotation, molecular function: protein-disulfide reductase activity. Bases 109 to 609 code for a protein of 166 amino acids. NCBI's taxonomy places the organism in Eukaryota, Metazoa, Chordata, Actinopteri, Characiformes, Acestrorhamphidae. The transcript has 4 exons. Gene Ontology annotation, cellular component: mitochondrion. Gene Ontology annotation, biological process: cell redox homeostasis. The record is from RefSeq and is a predicted model, not a curated record.
AGCUGCACGGGGCACGAGGCCCAAACUCCGCCGCUUCUACGCUCGCGGAAACAGUUCACCUCCAGGGUCCGUGCGGCCAGUCAGUGUUUACAAGCGGAGCUUCAGAAGAUGGCUACUCGGCUCCUCGCACGGAGAAUUUGGAGCGUCACUGUGAAAGAUUUCCGCCGCCUGCCUGUCACAGUCUCAGCCUCUUCAUCGUACUCUUCCUCGCUAACCCACUCCCCCAGACCACAGCCUCUCCUGGCCCGCUCUCACUCGCUCCCUCUGAUCUCAUAUAGAGCCGUCUCCUUCAAUGUCCAGGACCAAGACGACUUCACAGAGAGGGUCAUCAACAGCGACCUGCCUGUGGUCAUAGACUUCCACGCCCAAUGGUGUGGACCCUGUAAGAUCCUGGGGCCGAGGCUGGAGAAGGCCAUUGCCAAGCAGAAGGGCCGGGUUACCAUGGCCAAAGUGGACAUUGAUGAACACACAGACCUUGCUAUUGAAUAUGGGGUCUCUGCGGUUCCCACUGUGAUUGCCAUGCGCGGCGGUGAUGUCAUCGACCAGUUUGUAGGAAUCAAAGAUGAAGACCAGCUGGAUUCAUUUGUUAAGAAGCUGAUUGGACAAUAGAUGUGUCGGUCACAGCUCCUGGGCCCAAACCCCUCCCCACUCUACAUUCAGUUUACAGCUCUGGCUAGUCCUGAUCAUCAACUUUUUUAUGACUAUAACUAUUAUUAUUAUUUCAUUUUAUAUUUCACAGCAGAUCUCUGUAGGUUCCUGUCGUCAACACACACACACACACACACGCACACACACACACACACGUCUUAGCUGCACACAUGCUUUGUGUUGUCUCGUUCUCUCUAUAUUCAUUAUAUGUGUGUGUGUAUGUGUGUGUGCACUUUAUUCAUUUGCUAAUUCUAAUGAUUCACUUCACACAUCACAGAUUCUUGCUGCUGAAUUUGAUUAGGGCCAGUUUUUCAGACCCAGAUUAAGCCUAGUCUAGACAGAAGAAUUUCCAGUAAAGAUAUGCAGAUUACACUGCAGUCUAAACUAGGUUUAAUCCUAAUGUCCAGGAAACCAGCACUAUGACCUACACCCUCUGCCCCACCAACCAAUAAGUAAACCAGCUCUUUGACCUUUACUCCCAAUAAGUACAGGAGCCUGAGGAGAGGUUUUUGUUUAAUAAACUGUAUUAGGGAUUACAGUGCUGUCGCUGUAGCUCUAUAUAUUUUACUGUGUAGAAAUCAGUUGAAGGGAAGAGACUGAAUGAAUUGUUAUGGCUUGAGUAGCACGGCUGGUUGAAUUUUGCCCUCUGCUGCAGUUCCUCCUCUUGUACACAUGAGGGCGGCCUUUUCUUUUGCAUCCGAAGGCCACAGUCAUCGUACACCGCUAUGCCUAAUGCUGAGAGAGAAUGUGGUCCAGGUUCGAUCACACAUCUCUGAGAGAGGGAACUGAUUCUUUCUGCUCUCCCUCUGAGAAGAGUGAUAAAUCAGGGCCUCUCUCUGUGUGUGUGCAUGUGUCUCUAAGUGAAAGAAUGUGUGUAUGUUUGUUUGUGUGUCCCGAGUUUGCUUCUGUCACAAUUUUGAUGAAUUGUUGAGAGGUUGGAAUUGUGUUGGGAAGCAUAAGCAUGGUUCUGGGUUUGACUUUAGAAUUGAUUACGUUUGUAUGGUGUGUAAAAUGACCAAAAAAGGUUAUAAUAAAUUAAAAGUAAAGUUGGUAAUAAAGGAGGUGUACGGUGAUCUACUUUA